This is a messenger RNA of Somion occarium, 573 nucleotides long. The record is from the annotation of a GenBank genome assembly. Lineage: Eukaryota; Fungi; Basidiomycota; Agaricomycetes; Polyporales; Cerrenaceae.
AUGCCUAGUUCUACUGACAAGCAGUACGACCUUCAUUGUUUGCGAGCAUUGCGUAUAAUGCUUGUCAGUUACAUGAACUUCUUGUAUUAUCAUCACAGUCUUCUCCGCGCAAUGUUAAGCUCCCACUACUUACCAUCUAUCGAAGGCCCUACAGUAUGUAGCAGGUCUCUUUUCAAGGUUAUGUCAAGUUUGGUAGGCAUGAGAAUAAAUGACCCCUCGCGUCCGAGCCUUCCUGACACAUUGAUGAGCGCGUUCAAGAUAAGUAGUAGAGUUCCCUUUCCGCUGCUUGUUUAAUAUUCUCUUUCGCUAGCCUCGUGGUGAGAAGUGAAAACUACUGAAGACACUGGAGCAAGCCUUGCAUUCAACAACUGGUCGCUAAUUCAAAGAACUCAAGGUCUCUUGAAACUGCCUUCCGUUCUGUUAUUCAUACCCAUGGUCUCUACGAAAGCAGCCGCCACGUCCAUGAUUGAGAAGAUUGGAUUGAUUAUUACGCACAGUAUAGUAGCGCAACUCUUUGUUGACACCUUGAGCUCCAUCGUCUCCUAGCAUUGCAUAUGAUACUUAGAUAUUAGG